CCCUAUAUAUAUGGCCAAGUAUCGAUCGCUCUCGAUGCAUCCCAUCAAAAAAUGAAGAUUCAUACUUACUGGUACGCCUUGUUUGCGUGGUUUCUCUUCGUAUCCUCCGUUAAUAUCGUACUGGCUCAAGCCAAAGUUCCACCAUCGGAGCAGUUCCAAUACGUAAACGAAGGAGAAUUCGACACGGAAGACCCGGCCGAGUACGGAGCUGACACCCGGUGCUUACCGUUCGCAAGGCCUUUCGCGCUAUGCUUCUACAACGUUACUCCGAACGAGUUCACACUCGCUAUACGCAUGGGAACUCACGAUGUCGAUUUCAUACUCCGUCGUUGGGUCUGGGAAGCCAACGUGGGGAACCCCGUCAAGGACAAUGCCACGCUGACGUUCCGACAGGACGGUAACCUUGUCCUAGCCCACGUGGACGGUCGCGUCGCCUGGCAAACUGGUACGGCCAACAAGGGCGUUGUCGGGUUUAGAAUCCUCGACAACGGUAACAUGGUUUUGUACGACUCAAAGGGGAAAUACGUCUGGCAAAGUUUCGAUUCUCCUAGGAAUACUCUUUUGGUUGGUCAGUCUCUCAGGCCAAAGACCGGUCCUUACAAACUCGUCAGCCGGUCUCUCUCUUCGCCCGACGGUAAUGGACCUUACACCCUUAUUUUGGAGCCGAAACGGCUAGUCUUGCAAUACACGGCACCGAACCUGGAUAAGCCGGUCGUGUAUUACGUGAUAGAAAAUACGUUCGAGCCAUACGCGACGCUUUUCGCUAAACCGGCCGAGGGGACAUCGACACAGCUGGGACUGGUCACGCCCGGAACCAACCCGAUAGAGUACGAUUUCGACCGGCCGAAAUACAACGCAACGCUGAGCUUUCUGCGUCUCGAGUCGAAUGGAAACCUCGUGGUUUACACGUACUAUGAUCAGGUUACGUACGAAGCAGAGGACGUUACGUACGCUCUAUUCAACCGUGAGCUCAAUAACAACGAGUGCUUGCUACCCGAGAGGUGCGGAGAAUUCGGGCUCUGUCAGGACAGCCAGUGCGUGGCCUGCCCGUCGGACAAAGGGCUGUUGGGUUGGAGCUCGAAAUGUAAGUACGAGAAGCCGAAAAGCUGUGACCCGAAGACAUUCCAUUACUACAAGCUCGAAGGAGUUGACCACUUCAUGACCAAGUACACGAGCGGCAGUGUCGUGAAGGUGGAGGAAUGUGGGAGAAGGUGCACCAGAGACUGCAAGUGUUUGGGUUACUUUUACAACAAGGAAAGCUCCAAGUGUUGGAUCGCUUACGAUCUCAAAACCCUAGCCAGCGUGUUGGUCUACGACUCGGAAACCCCAGAGAGAGUCCCGGACUUGACCCGCGUGGCGUACAUCAAGACUCCUAACGUCUAAAAAAGUGUUAUAAGAUUUCGUUUUUAGUGUUUCACAUAAAUAUAUAUAUAUAUAAUGUUAUAAAAUGUUGUAUUAAUUAAUGCUAAGUGUA
Tarenaya hassleriana is the source of this 1474-nucleotide messenger RNA. Its product is annotated as epidermis-specific secreted glycoprotein EP1-like. NCBI's taxonomy places the organism in Eukaryota, Viridiplantae, Streptophyta, Magnoliopsida, Brassicales, Cleomaceae. The transcript has a single exon. The record is from RefSeq and is a predicted model, not a curated record. Bases 52 to 1383 code for a protein of 443 amino acids.